This is a messenger RNA of Panicum virgatum (switchgrass), 1323 nucleotides long. Its product is annotated as zinc finger BED domain-containing protein RICESLEEPER 2-like. Gene Ontology annotation, molecular function: protein dimerization activity; DNA binding. Lineage: Eukaryota; Viridiplantae; Streptophyta; Magnoliopsida; Poales; Poaceae. The transcript is spliced from 2 exons. The coding region runs from base 1 to 1323 and encodes 440 amino acids. The record is from RefSeq and is a predicted model, not a curated record.
AUGGGUGAAUCUGAGGCUUUUGAAGAGUUUAUUAAAACUGCUCACAAUCCUAAAUAUGCUAGAGUGUCUAGGCAAACCACCACUAGAGACAUACAGAAGUACUUCACUGAUUGCAAGGCUAAACUUGUUGAGACUUUUGGUACUUCUGUUAAUUGUGUGUGUCUAACUUCUGACAUUUGGUAUGGUAAUGCCAAAGAGGAUUACCUCAGUGUUGUUGCUCACUACAUAAACUCUGACUGGCAAUUAGAGAAGAGGGUUCUUGGUCUAGUUCUUAUUGAUGUGUCCCACAAUGGACAAAAUAUUGCUGACCGUGUAGCAUAUGUUCUUACUGAUUAUGGUUUGACUGAUAAAGUGUUUGCUGUUACUUUAGACAAUGCAUCAUCUAAUGCUUCAGCCAUGCUAAAAUUGAAACCUAUCCUGUCUCACUACCUUGGUUUUGAUGUUACUGAUGAACCAGAGUAUGCAUCAUUUACAUUGUCUGGUGUGUACUAUCCUACAUCUCCACUUAUGAUUCAUUAUCUUGUUAAGAUUGCUUUGCAUCUAAAAAAUUAUGCUAAUGAUAUACACAUCAGAUCUGUGGUGCAACCUAUGAUAGACAAAUAUAAUAAGUACUGGAGGGGCAUACCUUUACUGUACUCUUUUGCAUUCAUCUUGGACCCCAGAGCUAAAAUGAAAGGUUUUACUAGGGUGCUUAGAAGGUUAGGUGGUCUCACCAGUACUGAUUAUUCUACUUAUUUGGUUGGCACUAGAGCUAGACUUACUGAUGUGUACAAUAAGUAUGAAGAGAAAUAUGGUGCUGUUAGGUUGAGGAGGACUGACCCUCCUGUCCUGUCUGGUAAGUCAAGAUCUGCUUGGGACGAAAUAUAUGAUGAUGAUGGUGCUGCUGGUUUGGUUUCUGGUAGCUUGCCUGGUACUCUUAACAUGUCUAGAGAUACAUCUGCUACCUCUCUGCUGCAUGCGGUAAGGUCAUCAGUUUCAGCUUCCAAUGCUUCUGAACUUGUGUCCUACUUGGACUGUGACACUGUCAACCACCUAACUGAUGACUUCAACAUCUUGAACUGGUGGCAUCAGCACAAACUUACAUACCCAGUACUCUCAAUCAUGGCUAAAGAUAUCUUAACUGUUCCUGUUUCUACCAUAUCUUCAGAAUCCACUUUUAGUAUGACUGGCAGGAUCAUCGAGGAGCGAAGAAGGAAUCUGAAGCCUGAAAUGGUGGAGAUGCUGACCUGCAUCAAGGACUGGGAGGCUGCAGAAGCAAGGCUGCAACAGAAUGUGGAAGACAAGGAGCUUGAACAAGCUUUUGAAGAACUUUAUCUUGAUUAG